This is a messenger RNA of Melitaea cinxia (Glanville fritillary), 1575 nucleotides long. RefSeq names its product chitin deacetylase 1 (gene Cda4). The annotation marks the transcript as partial. Gene Ontology annotation, cellular component: extracellular region. Gene Ontology annotation, molecular function: chitin binding. Lineage: Eukaryota; Metazoa; Arthropoda; Insecta; Lepidoptera; Nymphalidae. The record is from RefSeq and is a predicted model, not a curated record. Gene Ontology annotation, biological process: carbohydrate metabolic process. The transcript has 12 exons.
AUAUACUUCAUAGUAACUGUCAUAAUAAUAAUUUAAAUUCCAAAGUUUGCGAGGAUUGAUGAGUAUAAGGAAGGGGAGGAAUUUGUCUGCCCUGAAGGUACUCAGGGCAACGGCAAUUUUGCCGAUCCAGCCACUUGCCGCCGUUUCUAUCAAUGUGUGGAUGGUUAUCCUUAUUUGAACAGAUGUCCAUCCGGCUUGUACUUUGAUGACAUCAGUAAAUAUUGUACAUUCAAAGUAGAAGCAAGAUGCGGUCCAAUAGCGACAACCCCAGCCCCUAUCACGGAAGCCCCGACGGACUUAGCUACAAAGUGCGACCCAGCGGAAUGCCAGCUGCCGUAUUGUUUUUGUUCGAAGGAUGGCACUCUGAUACCGGGCGGUCUGGAUCCAGAGGAUACGCCGCAGAUGAUAAUGCUAACAUUUGAUGGUGCCGUUAAUUUGAACAAUUUCGACUUGUACAAGAAAGUUUUUAAUGGGAAAUUACGCAAUCCAAACGACUGCCCAAUUCGGGGCACUUUCUUCUUAUCUCACGAGUACAGUAAUUACGCUAUGGUGCAGUCUCUCGCUCAUGAUGGCCAUGAGAUAGCAACAGGCACAAUAUCCCAGCAGCAAGGUCUUCAGGACAAGGGGUACGAAGAGUGGGCGGGAGAGAUGAUCGGCAUGCGCGAGAUCUUACGAAAGUUCGCGAACGUGUCGCGCUCGGAAAUCGUCGGGGCUCGUGCGCCGUUCCUAAAACCCGGACGUAAUACUCAGUUUAAGGUGUUAGAAGACUUUGGCUACAUCUACGACAGUUCUGUGGGCGUUCCCCCAUUACCGAUCCCCGUGUGGCCCUACACGCUCGACUACAAGAUCGCGCACGAGUGCAAGUCAGGCACAUGCCCGACCAAGUCGUUCCCAGGUCUAUGGGAAGUUCCUUUCAACGCUCAUUUCGUAGAGACUUACGAAGGUGGACACUGUCCUUACUUGGAUCAGUGCGUUUUACACAAUCACGACGCCAACGAGGUUUUCGAAUGGCUUCAAGAGGAUUUCACCAGGUAUUACGAACAGAACCGAGCGCCAUACAUGAUGCCUUUCCACACUAACUGGUUCCAAAUCAAGGAGCUCGAGCGAGGCUUACAUAAAUUCCUGCAAUGGGCGUCCAACUUAAACGACGUAUGGUUUGUAACGGUGACCCAAGCGCUUACAUGGAUGACAGACCCCCGUCCAGUAAAGACACUUAACAAUUACGAGGCGUGGCGAUGCGAUAAGAAGGACCUCCCUCCACCACCAUGUAAUAUCUCCAACAAGUGCGCGCUGUCUUUCAAGCACCCAGAAACAAACUUUACAGACACUCGUUACAUGGAAACAUGCACAGAAUGCCCUAACCGAUAUCCAUGGUUGGGUGACUCUGGUGGAACAGGUAUUCCCGGAAAAGAUAACUACAUACCUGAUAAUUUGAAGAGGAAGUAGGGGAUAAAAAUUUCUUACCACAUUUGAGUACAUAUUGACGACAGGCAGUUACACUAGAAACGUACGAGUUUCAAAUAAACUGUGUAGACAAAAACAGUAAAUACAUAAAUAAUAAAAUUUAAGUAAUGA